Molecule: messenger RNA, 2765 nt
Organism: Biomphalaria glabrata
Lineage: Eukaryota; Metazoa; Mollusca; Gastropoda; Planorbidae
Product: cylicin-2-like
Exons: 2
Coding region: 159-2639 (826 amino acids)
Source: RefSeq, a predicted model, not a curated record
CGGAGGGACAGCCAAUACCCAUUCUUCACUAAACUGUCCACUAAAUAUAACAUUUACAAUGUGCACAAGGCAGCUCAUAGAAGCGGCUUGAUUGUAUAUACAACCAGCUGAAACGUUUCACACGUGGACUCGUUCAGAGAGCUACAUGACUUGAAGACAUGGGAACAUUGAGUACUGUCUUCCUGGGCUUGGUCGUCUUCUUGUUGGCUUUUAUAGCCCAAGGUGAAGACCUACAAAAUAGGCCAUCAAUAAACAGUUAUGAUAUGCCAUUCAUCGAAGAAAAUACUUCGAACGAGAGUAUUCAAGAUAAAGACCCCAUAGACAACACAUCAGAGAAGAGUGGAAAAGAAGACGAUAUAAAGGACGAAUCAUCUCAGGAGAGUGAAAAUGUUGAAGAUACUAUGGACGAAUCAUCUCAGGAGAGUGAAAUAGUGGAAGACACUAUGGAAAUGUCAUCACAGAAGAGUAAAAAAGUGGAAGACACUAUGGAAAUGUCAUCACAGACGAGUAAAAAAGUGGAAGACACUAUGGAAAUGUCAUCACAGACGAGUAAAAAAGUGGAAGACACUAUGGAAAUGUCAUCACAGACGAGUAAAAAAGUGGAAGAUACUAAUGUGAAGUCAUCAAAGGAGGGUAACAUAUCUGAAGACAGAAAGGACCAGCUAUCACAGAAGAUACAAAAAGAGGAUGACACAGAGGACGGGUCAACACAGAAAAGUCUAAUAGAGGAAAACAGAAAGAACAAGCCGGCAGGUAAGAGUCAAAAAAAGGAAGAUAAAAAAAACAAACCAUCACAAAAAAGUAAAAAAAAGGAAGACAGAAAAACCAAAGCAUCAAAAAAGAGUAAAAAAAAGGAAGACAGAAAAACCAAACCUUCACAAAAGAGUCAAAAAAAGAAUGACAGAAAAACCAAACCUUCACAAAAGAGUCAAAAAAAGAAUGACAGAAAAACCAAACCUUCACAAAAGAGUCAAAAAAAGGAAGAAAUAAAGGUUAAGCCGGCAGAGAAGAGUCAAAAAUCAGAAGACAUAAAGGAAAAGCCGGUAGAGAAUAGUCAAAAAGAGGAAGACAGUAAGGAAAAGCCGGCAGAGAAAAGUCAAAAAGAGGAAGACAGUAAGGACAAGCCGGCAGAGAUGAGUCAAAAAGAGGAAGACAUAAAGGACAAGCCGGCAGAGAUGAGUCAAAAAGAAGAAGAUAUAAAAGAAAAGCCGGCAGAGAAGAGUCAAAAAGAGGAAGACAUAAAGGACAAACCGGCAGAGAUGAGUCAAAAAGAAGAAGAUAUAAAAGACAAGCCGGCAGAUAAGAGUCAAAAAGAAGAAGAUAUAAAAGACAAGCCGGCAGAGAAGAGUCAAAAAGAGGAAGACAUAAAGGACAAGCCGGCAGAGAUGAGUCAAAAAGAAGAAGAUAUAAAAGAAAAGCCGGCAGAGAAGAGUCAAAAAGAGGAAGACAGUAAGGACAAGCCGGCAGAGAUGAGUCAAAAAGAGGAAGACAGUAAGGACAAGGCGGCAGAGAAGCCGGCAGAAAAGAGUCAAAAAGAGGAAGACAGUAAGGACAAGCCGGCAGAGAAGCCGGCAGAAAAGAGUCAAAAAGAGGAAGACAGUAAGGACAAUCCGGCAGAGAAGAGUCAAAAAGAGGAAGACAGUAAGGACAAGCCGGCAGAGAAGCCGGCAGAAAAGAGUCAAAAAGAGGAAGACAGUAAGGACAAUCCGGCAGAGAAGAGUCAAAAAGAGGAAGACAGUAAGGACAAGCCGGCAGAGAAGCCGGCAGAAAAGAGUCAAAAAGAGGAAGACAGUAAGGACAAGCCGGCAGAGAAGCCGGCAGAAAAGAGUCAAAAAGAGGAAGACAGUAAGGACAAGCCGGCAGAGAUGAGUCAAAAAGAGGAAGACAGUAAGGACAAGGCGGCAGAGAAGCCGGCAGAAAAGAGUCAAAAAGAGGAAGACAGUAAGGACAAGCCGGCAGAGAAGCCGGCAGAAAAGAGUCAAAAAGAGGAAGACAGUAAGGACAAUUCGGCAGAGAAGAGUCAAAAAGAGGAAGACAGUAAGGACAAGCCGGCAGAGAAGCCGGCAGAAAAGAGUCAAAAAGAGGAAGACAGUAAGGACAAGCCGGCAGAGAAGAGUCAAAAAGAGGAAGACAGUAAGGACAAGCCGGCAGAGAAGCCGGCAGAAAAGGGUCAAAAAGAGGAAGACAGUAAGGAAAAGCCGGCAGAGAAGCCGGCAGAAAAGAGUCAAAAUGAGGAAGACAGAAAGGAAAAGCCGGCAGAGAAGAGUCAAAAAGAAGAAGACAUAAAAGACAAGCCGGCAGAGAAUAGUCAAAAAGAAGAAGACAGAAAGGACAAGCCGGCAGAGAAGAGUCAAAAAGAGGAAGACACAAAGGAAAAGCCGGCAGAGAAGAGUCAAAAAGAGGGAGACAUAAAGGACAAGCCGGCAGAGAAGAGUCAAAAAGAGGAAGACAGAAAGGAGAAGCCGGCAGAAAAGUGUCAAAAAGAGGGAGACAAAAAGGACAAGCCGGCAGAGAAGAGUCAAAGCGUUGAAAACACCAAGGAGGAGCCGGCAGAUACUAGUCAAGAAACAAAAGCAAACAAAGAGCCACACAAAAGCCGUGUUUUGUUCUAUUUUGCCCUUAUGGAUGUAUGGCUGUAAGCCACGAGAAUACUGAAAUAGCUCUAUUGAUACCAAUAAAACAUUCUAUUAUGCCAAAACAGAAUGUCAAAUUUUGAAAUGUAAUUUUUCGAUGUUUCUAAUAAGAGAAAAACGAUACUCCUAAUG